Sorex araneus (European shrew) is the source of this 2016-nucleotide messenger RNA. RefSeq names its product arylsulfatase F-like. The record is from RefSeq and is a predicted model, not a curated record. Gene Ontology annotation, molecular function: arylsulfatase activity. NCBI's taxonomy places the organism in Eukaryota, Metazoa, Chordata, Mammalia, Eulipotyphla, Soricidae.
AUGGGGCUCAGGAAGGGUCAGGUGCUGCUGAGCUGGGCGUGUCUGCUCUGGCGGGCCAGCCUGUGCCUGGGGCCCACUCGGCCCAAGCCCAACUUCAUCCUGAUCAUGGUGGACGAUCUCGGCAUUGGGGACCUCGGCUGCUUUGGCAACGGCACCCUUCGGACUCCCCACGUGGACCGGCUCGCUCGGGAGGGGGUGAAGCUGACCCAGCAUAUCGCUGCUGCCUCCAUGUGUACCCCCCAGCCGGGCUGCGUUCCUGACGGGGAGCUCUCUCUCUCUCUCUCUCCCUCUGUCUCUCUCUGUCUCUCUGUCUCUCCCAAGCCCAACUUCAUCCUGAUCAUGGUGGACGAUCUCGGCAUCGGGGACCUCGGCUGCUAUGGCAACGACACCCUUCGGACUCCCCACGUGGACGGGCUCGCUCGGGAGGGGGUGAAGCUGACCCAGCAUAUCGCUGCUGCCUCCCUGUGUACCCCCAGCCGGGCUGCGUUCCUGACGGGGAGGUACCCGGUGCGAUCAGGGAUGGCGAGUGACGACGGCAAACGGGUCAUCUGGUCCCUGGGGGAACCCAUCGGGCUGCCUCGCAACGAGACGACGUUCGCCGAGUUACUGCGGGAGCAGGGCUACAGCACCGCCCUCAUAGGAAAAUGGCAUCAAGGCUUAAAUCGCCACGUUCGAGGCGAUCACCAUCACCACCCGUCUCACUACGGCUUCGAUUACUUCUACGGCAUGCCCUACGGACUAGCGGACGACUGCUGGCCCCACCCCUCCCGGGACGCGGAGCUGGCCCUCUCGGGGAAGAUGGGUCUGCUGGUCAAGCAGCUGAUCGCCCUGGCCGUGGCCACCUUCAUCUUGGGGAUAGUCCUGCACUUGCCCUGCGUGUGCUGGACCCUCAUCCUGGUCCCGGUGGUCCUGAUCGUCCUCCUGAGCUACUUCUGGUUCGACAGCUACGGGUCCACGCUCUACUGGAACUGCGUCCUCAUGCGAGGCCACGACAUCACGGAACAGCCCAUGAAGGCAGAGCGUGCCGGGUCCAUCAUGGUCCAGGAAGCGACCGCCUUUCUAGAAAGGAACCAGAAUCGGCCGUUUCUCCUCUUCUUCUCCUUCCUCCACGUCCACACUCCUCUGUCCACGACCGACGCCUUCCUGGGCACCAGUAGCCACGGCCUGUACGGGGACAACGUCCAGGAGAUGGACGCCAUGCUGGGGGAGCUUCUGAAAGCCGUGGACCGCCUAUCUCUCACCAAUCAGACCCUCGUCUAUUUCACAUCUGACCACGGAGGACACUUGGAGGCGCGGAGGGGCCACGUGCCGCUCGGAGGAUGGAACGGGAUCUUCAAAGGUGGCAAGGCCAUGGGCGGCUGGGAAGGAGGCAUUCGGGUCCCGGGGAUCGUGCGCUGGCCCGGGAAGGUCCCCGCGGGACAGGUGAUCGACGAACCCACCAGCCUGAUGGACGUCUUCCCCACGCUGGCGACUCUGGCGGGGGCCGAGGUACCGCAGGACAGACACAUCGACGGCCGUGACCUCAUGCCCCUGCUUCUCGGCGAGCAACAGCACUCGGAGCACGAGUUUCUCUUCCACUACUGCGAGGUGUACCUGCACGCGGCCCACUGGCGCCCCAGAGACAGUCUGGCCAUCUGGAAGGUCCAUUACGUGACCCCCCGUGUUCGAGCCGCGGGGGCCCAGGCCUGCUACACGUUCUACUAUUGCAAGUGUACCGGGGACCAUGUCACGUACCGACCCCCGCUGCUCUUCGACCUCAGCCGGGACCCGUCAGAGUCCAGGCCCCUGACUCGGGACACGGAGCCCAUGUACGACACGGUGAUCCGCAGGGUGGGGGAGGCGGUGAGGGAGCACCGUCGCUCCGUGCUCCCGGUGCCCAUUGAGGUGUCCAAGGAGAAAAAAUUCAGCCCCUGGCUCACGCCCUGCUGUGGCCUCUUCCCCUUCUGUCUGUGCGACCGGGAGGGGGGUCGCUCGGACACGAGCUCUCCUGCAGACACGGAUGCGGGGACACGUUAG